Messenger RNA from Pomacea canaliculata, 2849 nucleotides. RefSeq names its product poly [ADP-ribose] polymerase 14-like. The record is from RefSeq and is a predicted model, not a curated record. Gene Ontology annotation, cellular component: cytoplasm; nucleus. Bases 205 to 2403 code for a protein of 732 amino acids. NCBI's taxonomy places the organism in Eukaryota, Metazoa, Mollusca, Gastropoda, Architaenioglossa, Ampullariidae. Gene Ontology annotation, molecular function: transcription corepressor activity; NAD+ poly-ADP-ribosyltransferase activity. The transcript has 14 exons. Gene Ontology annotation, biological process: negative regulation of gene expression.
AAUAAAUGUAUGAAACACUGGGUCUGACUGCCGCAGCUAGGUAAACAGCAAGUUUAGUUUCCAGGAAAUAGAAACCGAAAGUAUACAGGGGGAUCAGGUAUUCUGCUUUUUCAUGAAGUUGGCUGUAGUCGCCUCUUGUGUGUUAUUGGGGACCUGGAUUUUCCAAACAAGUGCAACCUGGAAGCCUGUGUCUGAUGUUCAAGAAUGCCUGGGCCUGACAUUCGUAUUAUCUCCGGAAAUAUCGCUUUGACGAAGGCAGAUGUGAUCGUGAGCACAACUCACCCAUGUCUAGACCUUCGUAAAGGAAUUAUGUCCCGCGUCGUGCUGCAGCAUGCAGGUGACUCAAUACAGAAGGAACUGCAGACAUACCUGGUGGCAUACGGCCGUCCUCAGCUGGGACAGGUGGUGUACACUUCGGGUGGGAAACUGUCCUGUCAGCAUCUGUACCACCUGAGUCUUCCCACGUGGCAAGAUGAUAAGGGUCAGGUCUUGCAGCGUGCGAUAGAGAAAUGUUUGGAUCUGGCAGGGAACCAGAACGCGAACAGCAUAGCCUUCCCUACUCUUGGGGUGGGUUUCCUGGGAUACCCUCCUGAUGUUUCUGCCUCCAUUUUAUUUACAACAAUUAACUCCUGGUGCCUAAAGAACAACGCCGCCUGUCUGAAAGAAGUGCUGCUUGUUGUCUUUUCUCCAGACACCGUAUCACUGAACGUCUUUAACUCUGAGGCAACGAGAUUUCUCCAGCAACAGCAAGGUUGGAAAUGUGGGGCACUUGGUUGUAUAACACUUGGAUCAGCAGCACCUGCAGGCCAGUUUCAAGCUCAGAGUGUGAAUCCCCUUCAGAACCCGGCGACAGUUGGACAAGGAAGGACAGGAGCACUGGGUCUUCUAGCAUAUCGGCCACCCCAGUUUCAAGCUCCGCUUGUAUUUCAAGCUGCAAACCCAGUUACAGUUGGACUCGCAGUGGCAGGCCACCAGCAAGCAGGACAGUUAGGACGUUCAUCUCCACCCCAGGGCAGACAGCUCCAACACAAAUCGCGCCCGACGAUCAGAAUCAUCUCUGGAGAAAUCGCAAAAGCAUCUGUAGAUGUCAUCGUUAGCACAGUUCCCCCAGGUCUGAACAUGCUGAAAGGUGUCAUGUCGAGGAGUGUGUUACAACUUGGAGGUAACUCGAUACAGCAAGAACUGCAGGCAUACCUCAUGACACAUGGGUGUGCUCAGAUGGGCAAGGUGGUGUGCACCUCGGGUGGACAGCUGCAGUGUCAGUAUGUGUACCACCUGAGUCUUCCCGAAUGGCAAUCUGACAACGGCCAGACACUAAAAUCUGCUGUAAAGGAAUGUCUGGACACGGCGAAACAGCAUGCCGCAAAAAGCAUUGCGUUCCCCACCCUGGGUGCAGGCUUCCUGGGGUACCCACUCCAUCGAGUGGCCACGAUUUUGCUGAACUCCAUAUACUCGUGGGUCGACAGACACCGUGGCUGUCGCCUGCAAGAAGUUCAGAUCAUAGUCUUCACCAAGGACACGGCCGGCCUGCAGGUCUUCACGGCGGUACAGGACAGUAUUAAUGACAGCAAGGGACUAACAAGGACAGGAAGUGGUCGCCAGAGUUCGAAGCAGAAGCAAAGUUCGAGCCCCCAAGCCCCACAAGCUACGAGUGGCAAUGCGACAGUUGUUUCCCAGCCAAGUCACUGGGAGCCAAUGAACGGAGACAAUGUCAAGUUGGUCGACUUGGAUCCCUCCUCUACCGAAUAUCAGCAAGUUGUGGGUCUCUCUAGAGGAAUGGCUGUGGAGAGUAUUCAGCGCGUGCAGAACCCAACCCUGUACCAGCAGUACAGAGCGAAGAAGAGAGAUAUGAAAAUGAACAACUCAUCCAACACAGCCAACGAGCAGCAACUGUGGCACGGCACCAACGCCGCAAACAUCAGUAGCAUCAUCACUAACGGCUUCAACCGUGGCUACUGCGGACAGAACGGCACGAAGUUCGGACACGGAGUGUACUUCGCGACUAACGCGGAUUUCAGCAACAGUUACACACUCAGCGGUACUAUAUUCCUGGCUCUGGUGCUGGUAGGGGAAUCUACCCCGGGUAACUCGCAGAUGAGAGUCCCACCCAAGAAGCCAGGCUCGGACAGGCUGUACGACUCAGUGACCGGACCAGACAUGGUGGUCAUCUUCCAUGACGCCCAGGCCUACCCACAAUACCUGGUGACCCUGCAAACCCAGAGGUCUUGGACUAAUCACGUGGUCCAAAUGCCAGCAGCAGUGCCCAUCAACCUGCCAUCCAGUCCUAGCAGGGGGAAUCCUUCAUGGAAUCCUGGAAAUUCUAACAGUGGGAGCUUUGAUAGUGGCGAUUCUGAUUAUGGAGAUAAUGAUGGUUGUGAUUCUGAUGACGGAAAUUUCGGCUGAAGAAGUUUGGAGGGACAUGGUGAUUUUGAUGCAUAUCACUAUGAAUCUGUUGACAAUGAACAUUCAAGUGCAAAAUAUUUGGUUCUUUAGUUUUGUUCCAAACUAAACAACCGACACUGGCUUUAGUAUGGAGACACUUUGUAUCAGCAAACACUGGACAUUAAGAACAUUUAUGAUGCCACAACAUUGGUUUUUGAUUCUGCCUAACGUGUAGUGCAAUGAUUUCUGUAAUUAGUGUACUGUAACUCAUAUACUUAUACAGUUUACAAUCUCAAACACCUGGUAGAGAAGAAUAUCAAAUAUAGCAUGUUAUUUAUUUUACUGUAAAUACUUAGUUGUUGGUCUAAAAUAACCCUUGGCGCUGAAGUUUGUCAAAUAUCUGCCUUAGAAAUUGUUAAAACAGUUACUGUUACUGUGCUGGUGGAUUAAAUCUUUUUCUCAGAAGA